Molecule: messenger RNA, 3588 nt
Organism: Clavispora lusitaniae ATCC 42720
Lineage: Eukaryota; Fungi; Ascomycota; Pichiomycetes; Serinales; Metschnikowiaceae
Gene: SLN1
Product: Sln1p
Biological process (GO): protein autophosphorylation; phosphorelay signal transduction system
Cellular component (GO): plasma membrane
Molecular function (GO): phosphorelay sensor kinase activity; histidine phosphotransfer kinase activity
Source: RefSeq, a predicted model, not a curated record
AUGACGCUCACUAAAAGAGGCGGCAAGCGGCGCCGCAUGAAGAUCGGCAUCCGGCCGCAACUCAUCAUCUUGGUUGGUUUUUCGUCGCUUUUUUCCUUGUUGAUAUUGGCCAUUGUGGUUGGCGUCUACUUCACCAAAAACCUAUCCAGUUUGCGGGCAGACCGUUUGGAGGUCAUUUCGCAGCUCAAAUCAACGCAGUUGUCACAAUCCAUCCAGUACAUCUACUACCAGAUAUAUUAUCUUUCCCAGCGAGACGCCAUCACAUCUCCAUUGGCAGUGUACAAGGCGGGAAAUAUCUCGCUGCUGGUAUUUGCUGACGCACAACUGUCGCUAGACCAGCUCCUUACGUCCUCAGACACAUUUGCCUCGGCCAAACUCUACAACCUAGAUCUCACCGUCGUGGCGCUGUCUGAAAAUUCUGCAGUGCGUGUAGCUUCGUCCACAGAAGACGCAUUGUACCCAUUAGCCAAAGACUCUGAAGUUCCGCGUGCUCUCACACUGUCGAGUCUGUCUUAUGUGUUGCCUGAAGGAAUGAUGUCGGGCCCACUCCCAAAUUCCACCAACAGCAAUUCGUCGUAUUUUUUCGGCCUCACUGUGCCCAUUUAUUCCAACACGUCGAUUAUUCUUGAUCAGCCAUCUGUCUCUGGCUACUUGUCUGUGAUUUCUGGUGCACAAACUAUCCGCAGCGCCCUAACAAGCAAAAGCGGUGAUUAUAGCGUGGCAACAGUGAAGGGAAUUUACGCCAACUCUACCGUCAUAGGCAACUCAGAUGCGCUCAUAGGUUACGAGUCCUUGUUUCCAGUAGAAGGCUCGUUGCUACAACCAAACGUGUUUUUCCCCAUUUCUUCUUCUGAUGCAGUAGAAGAGGCUCUUACACAUGAGUCGGGAUUCUAUCAGCAUCUUCGUCUUAUGACGGGCCAUCAAUCAGCUGUCGGAUUCAAAAAAGUUCGCGUUGACGAGUCAAAUGUCUGGACUAUCAUGAUCGAACAAAGACAGAGCCGUUUUUUGGCCCCCGUCCAUCGUCUUACUAGAAUCAUGAUCGGUGUCGUGAUUGGCAUCGGCGCAUUCAUGUGUUUUAUUACUUUUCCCCUUGCGGUGUGGUUUGUCAACCCAAUCACAAAGUUGAAGGAAGCGACCGAAGCAAUUACCAAAUCGAAGAAGGAAAAGGACAACCAAGCAGCAUACGGCGCACUUGCCCGUUCUCAUUCCACACGCAGUAAUUUGUCUGAAUCUCAGGUAGCGCUUGGGAAAACAAACACAGGCCACACAAUCAGCUCUGGUAGCUCUACUGUGUAUUCGUCUGGUAUCAGACUUCCUGCGCGUAUUCCACAGUCGAAGAAGUUAUUCAAAGACGAGUUGACGGAGCUUUCCGAGGCUUUCAACAUCAUGACCCAAGAGUUGGAAACACAGUACUCCCAUUUGGAAGAGAGAGUGAAACUGCGGACCAAAGAGUUAGAAGCUUCGAAAAUAGAAGCAGAGGCAGCAAACGAGGCAAAAACCGUGUUCAUUGCUAAUAUUUCCCACGAGUUGCGUACGCCAUUGAAUGGUAUCUUGGGAAUGACUUCUAUCGCUUUGGAAGAGACUGACCAUCUGCAAGUUCAGGACUCUUUGAAGUUGAUUCAUCGUUCUGGUGAAUUACUUUUGCAUAUUUUGACAGAGUUAUUGACCUAUUCGAAAAACACAUUGAAUAGAUCAAAGUUGGAAAAAUCCAAUUUCCAAAUCCUUGAGAUAGUACACCAAGUGCGGUCUAUUUUCGGAAAGUUGGCUGUAGACCAAAGAGUCAACUUCAAGGUUUUGGUUAAGCCCAAUAGCUUGCGCAAGCUCAUUCUUUUUGGCGACUCAAAUCGAAUCAUCCAGGUGGUGAUGAACUUGGUCUCCAACAGUUUGAAAUUCACUCCUGUGGAUGGCAAUGUUGAUGUCACCUUCAGGCUCAUUGGAGAGUAUGAUGAGAAAAAGUCACUGGAGCAUGGCUACCAGCGCGUUUGCAUAAAAAACCCUCCUCAUGGAGACUCCCAUUCUAACGAAACUGCUCGCGGCCUGAUAGUAACGUCGCCUAGACCUCCACCUAGGCCGCCACUUCGAACCCCCUCGAAAGGCAACUAUCCUGGUACUAAUGAAAACCCUAAGGACGAUUUGGUGUCGAUAAUCUCUGGCAUGUCAGAACAAGAAGAGAAAAUUAAUGAGAAGUCAGAUACACAGAGUUUAGUGACUUUGGCAACGGCUGAGUAUGAAAAGGCGCUUUUCAACUCCCAGUUCUCUUACAACAAGCCACUUCCGACACCUCCACUGGAGAAUUAUCCAGAGAAUGUUCACCCAUCCCCUGCGACUAGUGUGAAAUCAGGGACAGAUAAUAAAGUUAUUUCAACCAGACCAAGAGCACAUACCCAUCGCUCCCACUUAUCAGAAAGCUCAAAUAUUUUCGCUGAGCAGGCUCAUUUCGCUAAGAAACUGGACUUGUUCACGUCACCACACCUGCUCUCCAACAGCGAAAUGGUCAAAAACAAUAAGGUCUAUAAGAUGCGGAAGUUGUAUCAGCCUAAAGUGUGGGCCAUCCAAAUCGAAGUGAAAGAUACUGGUUCGGGAAUAGAACCUGCUUUACAAGAAAAGGUGUUUGAACCAUUCAUACAAGGUGACCAAACCUUGUCUCGAAGUUACGGUGGAACUGGAUUGGGGUUAUCUAUUUGCAGACAACUAGCUAAAAUGAUGCAUGGUACCUUGACACUCAAAUCGAGUUUAGGGAAGGGUUCCACCUUCAAAUUCACCGUACCACUUCCUCAAAAUGGUGAAAUUCUUGUCCCAGAAGAGUGCAUGGAGGAAUUCUGCAACGACGAAUUCAAUCCAGACUCGAAAGUCAACAGAAAAGUCGUUUUCGAUAUCGACAAUCAUUCUGAGCCAGAGGAUGAAAAGGAGACUCCUGAUACGCCCAAUGGAAGCGCAGAACAAACCAAGUCCGAAAACUCUACACCUACCACUCAAGAUCAAAAGUCGCCCAAAAAGUUCAACGGUCAUCUCGACUUGCCCAAAAACUCACUCCGUAUUCACCAUCUUCAAGACUCUUCAACUGGCACAGUUGACCAGUCACAUGCGGGCGAUACUCUCCUUGGCAGUUUAUCACACUUGAAGAUUUUGGUCGCAGAGGACAAUUCUGUCAACCAGGAAGUGAUCAAACGGAUGUUGAGGCUCGAAGGGUUUACCAAUGUGACAAUGGCUGGCAAUGGGGCAGAGGCAGUUGACUAUGUGCAAAAUGCGUAUGAAACGGACUCACAAUUUGACAUGAUUUUCAUGGAUGUUCAGAUGCCCAAGAUGGAUGGAUUAACAGCAACAAAACUUAUCCGUAAUAACCUAAAAUAUGGUAAACCCAUUAUUGCUUUGACAGCUUUUGCGGAUGAGAGCAAUGUCAAGGAGUGUUUGAACAGUGGUAUGUCGGGAUUCCUUUCAAAGCCCAUUAAGAGAACUAAUUUGCGGCAGAUCAUUACCGAGUUUUCGACAGAAAUCUUCUGCAAUAUUGUGACUACCCCAGUGGGCACAGAUGAGCACGAGAGACGUUCAGAUUUCCCGGUGAUGCUGCCUCAUAAAAUCAAGCCAUGA